CGGGAGCCCGCUCAUGUCCGCCAUGUUCUGUGUGGCUCCGAGCGCGGAGCGGCCGAGAGACGCGGCGCCGCACAGGCUCUGACCCGCUCUGAGAAUGAGCUCGGCCGCCGCGCUUCCACCGCCAGGGAGUCGGUGAGCUGGACGGCGGAGAGAAGAGGAGUCGGCCGUGCGAGUAUCGGCGCGUUUCGGCCCGUUUCUGUCCGCGUUUCCUCCUCGGCGUCGUGCUGCUGUUUGCGUGAAAACACACCGUCAUGAGUAAACUCUCCUUCCGAGCCCGGGCGCUAGACGCCGCCAAACCUCUCCCGAUUUACCGCAACGGAGACAUUCCCGACCUCAAUGACUGCGUCUCCAUCAACCGGGCGGUCCCGCAGAUGCCGACCGGCAUGGAGAAAGAAGAGGAGUUGGAGCACCAUCUCCAGAGGGCUAUCUGUGCCCAGCAGGUUUUCAGGGAGAAGAAAGAGAGCAUGGUCAUCCCUGUUCCUGAGGCUGAGGGCAACAUCAACUACUAUGACCGCCUGUACAAGGGAGACUUCCGCCAGCCCAAACAACUCAUACAUAUCCAGCCGUUUGGUCUGGACAGUGAGCAGCCAGACUACGAUAUGGACUCGGAGGAUGAGACACUUCUAAACCGACUCAACCGCAAGAUGGAGCUCAAACCUCUACAGUUUGAGAUCAUGGUGGACCGACUGGAGAAAGCCAGUGCCAACCAGCUGGUCACACUGCAGGAGGCCAAGUUGCUGCUGAAUGAGGAUGACUACUUGCUCAAGUCGGUGUAUGACUAUUGGGUGAGGAAGAGGAAGAACUGCCGGGGUCCUUCGCUCAUCCCGCAGGUCAAGCAGGAGAAACGAGACGGUUCCACCAAUAACGAUGCCUACGUGGCCUUCCGGCGGCGCACAGAGAAAAUGCAGACCCGCAAGAACCGGAAGAAUGACGAGGCAUCCUAUGAGAAGAUGCUGAAGCUGAGGCGAGAAUUCAGCCGCACCGUCACUAUCCUAGAGAUGAUAAAGAAGAGGGAGAAGAGCAAGAGGGAGCUGCUCCACCUGACACUGGAGGUGGUGGAGAAGAGGUACCAGUUGGGCGACUUCUCUGGAGAUGUUCUGAGCGAAGUCUCUGUGCCUCUGGCAGAGAAAACAGUCUAUCCAGCUCCUAUAUGCCUACCAAAUGGAAAUAGGCAUAAAACAGAAAACAAGAUCAAGUCACACAAGUCUGUGCCCAAGCACCACCCGCACAACGUCACAGUCAAGGUAGAGCCUCAUUUUGACUUUGUCCGGCCCCACAAGAAGUACACGCGGAGGCCUAAGCUGGAGACACUGCGUCCCCCAAGCCGACCUGAGCGCCCACACACCGUCAACAACGCAGACAUCAAACAGUACGACUUCCACAGCUCCGGAGAGGAGGACUACCUGCUGUCUCCGUCCUCUGAGCCAGAUGAGGAGAACGACCCUGAUGGAGCCUUUGUUUUCAGACGGCGAGUUGGCUGCAGUUACCUUGCUCCUCUUUCUGAGCAGAGCAGCUCUUCUCCGGUGGGUCUGGCUGGAACUAAUGCUAUGUGGCAGCGGAACGCCCUCACGGCUCUCUCCGUUCCCCGACGCUGUGUAGGAGUGGCCCGCAGACGACUGGGCCGAGGUGGCAGGCUGCUUCUGGACCGAUCUUCAGCGGAUUUGGACCGAGCCCUCAGACAUUUGGACCCUGGUGCAUUUUGCCCAUUUGUUGCCCCCAGCGACGCCUUCCCCUUAAAUACGGACACACACAUGGACACGUGCACGAAUGCACACGAUCCCGCCCCAUUCAGGACACACCCUCAGCGCUCCCUGGCUCAGCUCCUCACAGACAUCCAGGCCUGUAGGUGGCGAUACUUCCAGACACGAUCCCUCCACCAAAACCAGAAAGAAGAAAGUGGGAAAAAAGCCCUUCAGGAGGAUGACAGGAGAGGAGGAGGACCGAUUGUGACGAGUAGUUCCAGAAACGCCGUCUUAGGUGGGAUUACAGAGGAACAGUUUCAAACCCACCAGCAGCAGUUGGCUCAGAUGCAGCAACAACAGCUGGCUCAGUUCCAGCAGCAAGGCCUUCAGCAGAACUCAGCUCUGCCCGAACACCCACACUCACAUGCCUCUAACACGGCCUCCUUGGACACCGUGUCUAAGACACUAGACUCGGCCAGCGCCCAGUUCGCUGCUUCUGCCGUGGUCAGCACCUCCAACAAAGAGAGCAAGUCCCACAGCCCUGCUGUCAACGGCAUCCUUCCGAAUUCAGGCUCCAGACAGACCAAAUUCAGCUCCUCCGGCUCUUCUUCAGCCCGGCUGUCGGGGGCCUCCUCCAAACCUCUUCCGGCCGUGCCCCAGUCGCUGCCCCACGGCCACGGGCCCCUGAGCAGCGUGAGUGCAGUGUCGCCCGCCCACACACACCACAACAGCGCCCGACCCUGCGCCCCCUCGCCUCCCGCCUUAAAGCUGGCCACCAUCGCCAGCAGCCUGGACCGCGUGCCCAAAGUCACCCCCGCCAGCGCCAUCGACAGCAUCGGCAGGGAUAAACAUGAACCAGAGAGGCUGGCUCUUAAUGGAAUAGCAGAGACCACUGUUGCCAUGGAAGUGACAUAGCCUUCCCUUCUUCCAUUCAACUCUAAGGACGCUGAUGAGAUUGUGGGACCUAUACAUGGACCUCUUGCGUGCAACAGCAUAUCAAAAUAUUAAAUUUGUGAAUAUUAUGUGUACAUUUUGUAAAAUUGGGAAUUAUCACUACCUUGUAAAAUAGUA
Molecule: messenger RNA, 2753 nt
Organism: Pygocentrus nattereri (red-bellied piranha)
Lineage: Eukaryota; Metazoa; Chordata; Actinopteri; Characiformes; Serrasalmidae
Gene: epc2
Product: enhancer of polycomb homolog 2 (Drosophila)
Exons: 14
Coding region: 252-2597 (781 amino acids)
Biological process (GO): regulation of transcription by RNA polymerase II
Cellular component (GO): piccolo histone acetyltransferase complex
Source: RefSeq, a predicted model, not a curated record